AUGGAGAAAAAACCAAUGUUUACCACAGAAUAUGACUUCUUGUUCAAGGUACUCUUGAUUGGAGAUAUCGGAGUUGGAAAGUCAUCAAUCUUUAACAGAUUCGGGAAAUCAACUUUCACUGAAGACCUCAAAUCAACCAUCGGGGUUGACUUCCUUUCGAUAAUUUUAGAUGAUGUUCCGGGGUGCAAGAGCGAGAAAUUAAUGGUACAGCUUUGGGACACUGCUGGACAAGAAAAAUUUAGAACGAUCACAAGGACAUACUUUAAAGGCGCCCAUGGCGCUAUUAUAGUCUAUGAUAUCUGUAAUAAAUCAUCCUUUAAUAGUGUCCAUGGGUGGGUUCAGGAUGUUGAUCAAUAUUCGACAUUGGGAAUCACAAAACUCUUAAUUGGAAACAAAAGUGAUGAGACUACAGGGCGACAAGUCACCUUUGAAGAGGGUCAAGAGCUAGCAAAUAUGUACAAAAUGCAGUUCAUUGAGACCUCUGCAAAGACUAAUACGAAUGUCAAGGAAGCAUUUUACACUCUGACCAAGCUGAUGAAUAGUGCCAAGGUGAGUAGCAAUGGAGGCUUUACAAGCAUCAAGCUGAAGAAAAAAUCUUUAGAGAAGGAUAGAAAGAAAAAAAGGAAGUGUUGCUAAGCCAAAUUUGCCUGGUUGGAGAC
Messenger RNA from Moneuplotes crassus, 659 nucleotides. NCBI's taxonomy places the organism in Eukaryota, Ciliophora, Spirotrichea, Euplotida, Euplotidae. The record is from the annotation of a GenBank genome assembly.